AUGACACAGAGCGUCAUCGUAUUUUGGUUACUCUGUCUCGUGGGACGCACACUGGUUGCUGUCAGCGUGAACGUUGGUCGCUCCGAUGAUUCGCUGCGUCUGGUAGGAUUUCAGCAGACGAGAGAAUUUGAGUACAGCUCCAACAUUAUCUGGGGUCAAUAUAUGCGACCAAACAACAGCAGCUUCCUGCCGCAGUGUAUGAGGGUCUACGUCGACUUUUGCUUUUUGAAAGAUUGCGGCGACAGCAGUCUAGGUUGGAUCAACAUUUGUGCCAUGCACACUCACCCGUGCCUUGACAUCGCCUGUCCCUACAACAGUUCCGUCGUGAGCAUCUUCACCUGCACGUGCGACGAGAAGGAGCACAUAUUCGUGGAUAUUUCCAGAGGGCCGCAAGAGAUCGUGAGAAACGCCGCAAUGAGGUUUCGUUUGGCCAGCACGUCAGAGCCCAACAGCGCGGACGUCCAUGUGAGCCGGACUUUUGACAUUGAAAAUGAGCUCAUGGAUCUUGUGGCUAGCAGUCUAACAUUAGAAUUCCUGGGCUUCGAACAGCCUUGUGAUGACUGUUACAAAGAUAGUGUAGUGUAUGCGGCGUUUAGAGAGCAUCAGACGGUGUCAGGAUUCAAUGAAACGUUCCAGCUGUUCGUUGACGUGUGCAUCACGGGCAACUGUAAGAAGUCUGGGAGCUCAUGGAUGGCGCAAAGAGCACUUAUGAAUCGCAGGUAG
Physella acuta is the source of this 723-nucleotide messenger RNA. RefSeq lists its product as uncharacterized. The record is from RefSeq and is a predicted model, not a curated record. Lineage: Eukaryota; Metazoa; Mollusca; Gastropoda; Physidae.